AUGUUUGAACCUCAUACAGAGGUUUCCAGUUCUAAAUCAAUCUCAAGCUCUGAGUUUGAUAACUUUGAGUUUAGACCUCUUAUGAAUGGAGCUGAGCAAGAGACCCAAGACCAAACCAACACUAAAAACCACCUUGUUCAACCUCAACUAGAUAUUGAAGCCCAAACUGAUCUUCAACAAGUCAUUUUGGGCCAACCUCAACCAGAAGUCACAAAAUAUCAAAUUGUGCCUGAAAUACCCCUUAACCAACAACCUCGACCAUAUGAUCAUCACCUUUCUCCUACUAGAGAAGCAGAUGAUGUGUUAGAAUCUAUCACAUUAGCUCUAUCAAUUCCCUCUACACCUCACCCCACUCAAAAGCUAAACCUUCCACCAUAUGUCAUAUACUAA
Molecule: messenger RNA, 390 nt
Organism: Vicia faba (fava bean)
Lineage: Eukaryota; Viridiplantae; Streptophyta; Magnoliopsida; Fabales; Fabaceae
Source: the annotation of a GenBank genome assembly